AUGGCGGAGGGAGGAGAUGGAGGCGGAAGAGGAAGAGGCGCAGCAGGCUACUACAACACACCGAGCAUGGAGGCGAGAGGCAUGGAGGCGGCAGCAGGAGCAGGAGGCUCAGGCGAGGCUGGGGGGACUGCCGUGAGGAAUGCUGUCCUUGUUUGGGAUCGUCAAAUAUCGCAGCUGCGCGCUGACUCAGUGCAAGGAGGUCAACCUACAGCUUCAAGUCAGAUCCCUCCUACUCGUGCUCUCUCAAACUUGGCUCGUGCUUUUCAAACCUCUCCUCGAUCCCCCAGGCCACACGCCUUGCAACCUGAGCCCAAGCUUCCUUCCACAUCGUUCUCUCGAAGAAGUACGACGGUUAGCGAUCUACGAUCAUAUGCUUCAUCCCUUGCCCAACAACUGGCGGCCAUGCAGGCGAGCACAUGCGAGCACAUGCGAGCAGAGGACCUGAAGGGGCUGAAGCAUCUCGCUACGACAGCUCUAAAGCUCGAGCUCGCGAGGGAGUGCGUUCAAGCUACUGAAGCAGCAAAGUCAGAAAACGACUUUCUGUCUCCUCGUCAGGAUUCCAACUCAGCCAGAAAGAUGUUGUUCAAGGGCAGCAGCUCAGACAGCGAGCUCGAGCAUAAGACGCCAACAAAAGAGAUUGUCUAUCGAUUUCAGAUGAAAGAUUUGCAUGACCGGGUGAAUUUGGCGAUUCAUCAGGUGCAAGGAGUGAAGGACUCGUCGGAGAAGAUGUUUCAAGCGCUUUACGAGCAGUUUGUGUCUGUCAGCAGUAUUGAAGAUUCUUUGUCCACGUCAAACACGCUGCCUGCGGAAAUCAACGAAAGAAGCACGAUGGAGCUAAAACUUGACCGGUUGUUGCGCUGCCGACAAGUGCUGCUGGACAAGCAGCAGAGAGCAAGGGGCAUGCGAGCAGAGGAGAAGGUCGUGGCAGCUGGGGAGCAGGCGAGGAAGAGGUGUGACGAAGACAAGAGGCAGGAGGAGAGCAGCAGCAGCAGCAGCAGCCUGGAAGAGAAGCGCAAAGACGAGGGCGACGAGGAUGGCGCCAGCUUGUACGAGGUUGAGCAGAUGGAGCAUUAUAUUCGAGAGCAUGAGAAAUCUAUGGAGGUAUUGCAGAGAGAGCGAGCUGAAUUUGCGAGCAUCAUGAUGGAGCGCGAGAAGCGGCUGGUCGAGGAGGUGGAGAGGACUAGGGAGAAUCUCCUUGCUGCUCUGGACACCGUCGAUCUCCUCACAAACAUGCUACCUGCUGACCAGCAGCUUUGCAGAAGAGCUUCUUCGCCGUCUGGCUCCUGA
This is a messenger RNA of Guillardia theta CCMP2712, 1287 nucleotides long. RefSeq lists its product as hypothetical. Lineage: Eukaryota; Cryptophyceae; Pyrenomonadales; Geminigeraceae. Bases 1 to 1287 code for a protein of 428 amino acids. The transcript has 11 exons. The record is from RefSeq and is a predicted model, not a curated record.